AUGGGCAGAGUGAUGUUGUGGUUUCUUGUUUCCUUGUAUCUAUGCCUCAUUGGCCAUAUGAUUGCUGCAAGAGAUGGUGCCUUCAUGAGGAGUGAAGCAGAAGGAAAGAGUAUCGGACACGUAACCGGGUUUAAAGGUGAACUCACAACCGGCGGCUAUGGAGGCGGCGGCCCAGGCUAUGGUGGUGGAUACGGGCAAGGUGGUGGUGGUGGAUACGGGCAAAGUGGUGGUGGUGGUGGUGCUGGAGUAGUGAUCGGUGGUGGAUUUGGUGGUGGUGGUGGUAUGGGUUGGGAUGGAGGCAACGGAGGAGUUGGUCCCGGAUACGGCGGUGGUGGUGGUGGUGGGUGUGGUGGUUCAUGCGGUGGUGGUGGUGGUGGAUAUGGACACAACGGAGCCAGCAUGAAGAAAUCAGACAAAAACUAG
Molecule: messenger RNA, 423 nt
Organism: Microthlaspi erraticum
Lineage: Eukaryota; Viridiplantae; Streptophyta; Magnoliopsida; Brassicales; Brassicaceae
Source: the annotation of a GenBank genome assembly